Molecule: messenger RNA, 2426 nt
Organism: Lucilia cuprina (Australian sheep blowfly)
Lineage: Eukaryota; Metazoa; Arthropoda; Insecta; Diptera; Calliphoridae
Product: signal transducer and activator of transcription B-like
Exons: 4
Coding region: 859-2337 (492 amino acids)
Source: RefSeq, a predicted model, not a curated record
UUACUCACAUCCAUAAGCUUUUGACAUUUCUCUUUAUGACUUGGUUGUAUACAUAUUAAAUUUAGUUCUCGCGCAAUUUUCAUACGAUUCGGUUGGUUCGGAAGAUGUGUCUUAGAUUAAUUAUUAAUUUAUAAAGUAAAUAAUACAAAAUAAUUAAAUAUUUUUACAUAAAAAUGUUAUAAAAGUAUAGGUUUAUAGUUGUGUAGAAAAGUUACCUUGGAAAUAUUAGAGGAAAUGUGAUAAAAAAAUGUUUAAAUUUUGUUAGAAAUUCUGUGCCGGUCGUUGUUUUCUUUUCACCGGGCCGUUCGUAGCGUUUAACAACGUGUGUUAAAGUGUUAGUGAGUAAGUUAAAAAAAAGAAAGCUUAAUAAAAGCAGAGCAAAUAAAAAUGUAAGAAAGAAAAAAAGCUUUUAAAAAAUAAAAGGAAAUGAAAGAAAUUCAAAAAUGAGUUGAGUUGUUUAUGUUUUUAAGUUCCUGUAAUAGCAAAUGUUUCCGUUUUAUUGUGAGAGUGUAUGUGUAAUGUUAAAAUGAAAAUAUAAAUAUUAAGAUGUAAAGCAAAGGAAAAAAAGCUAUAUGUUAAAAAAAUGAAAAUAAAAAAUAAAGAAAUAUAAAGUAUAAGAUAAGCAUUUUGAGAAAAAGUGUUUGUGUUAAAAUUUAAAAAAAAUGUGGAAUAAAGAAAAAUGGAAAAUAAAUCGGAAAAGAUCAUUUGCAACGGAAGUCAUCAGCAAUGUACUAUUGGGGUGGUAAAAAGUACUCCGCAUAAGGAACAGUGACACAUGAGGUUUGUAAAGGACAUUUGGUGGUGAGUGUUUUUUUUUGUUUUGUAGCUUGCUAACAGAGUUGAGCUUUUAAAACAACAAUGAAUUCUACAAAAGUUGAGACCAAAGCAGCCGUUAAGGCUCAAAAGAAACAACAAAAGUUGGUGAAAAAACAACAGCUACAAAAAACCGAACAAUUAAAUAAGAAUCAGAAAAAUUCUAUACAAACUGCCAAAAACUACAAAAAUCCAACAACAACUGCCGUUAAUCACAAUAACAAUAAUAUUAAUAGCAACAAUAAUAAUCUUAAUGAAACGAACAACAACAACAACAGCACAAAUAUCAGUCAAAAAUUACGUGAAUACUAUGAACAACAACAACAACAGCAGCAACAAAAACAACUUAUCAAUAACAACAAUACCCCAACACUUUUGGCUGGCGUCCCAAACAAAUUCGAAAGAUCCGGUAGUUUCUCUUUAAAAGGUAAACUCUCAAAACUUAUCAAUUCGAUAACUAGCAGUAAGGAGAGUUUAAAUAAAAUCGAAGAUGAUAGUGAAUUACCUUUUAAGUUUACACGCAGUCGUUCUAUGAUUUUACCAAGACGUACAAAUCGUCGCAGUUUAAUAGAACCUCAACUAGAGCAAUUAUCCGAAGAAGAUCCCACCUCACCGGCUUCGCCACGUAAAAAUUCCAUAGAAAAUAAUGAAAACAAUAAUACUAACACCCCACUAAGGCCACAGUCUAUGGCUAAUCAGGCCACUUCUACGCCUGUCGACACCUCACCGUCUCAACUGCGCAAAACCUCUACACCAAUACUAAAACAAGAUGCUGCCUUUGAUCCGGUGGCAAAUUUUAAAAAACGUCGCUCCUCCACCUUAAUAUCCAGCUUUAAGACCACUUUUGGUUUAAGUUCGGAAAAGAAAAAGGAUAAAUUAAAUGAUAAAUGGCGAGCCUCACUUCAGUCCCUGCAGGCAGUAGACAAUAUGGUCAGUUAUGAGAAUAUGUCCUUUAUCGAUUAUGACAAAUUCAAUAGCUAUGAAAAGCAAUUAGAACGUAAACUCUCACAAGUUAGUCUUAUGGAUCCUUCUUUAAAUUCCUCCCUAAUACCUGACAAUUCCCUAAUAUCGGAUAACUCUUCCUAUAUACUACCCUCUCCCUGUACUCCCUCUAAUGCCACCGCCACCUCUCCCUUCGUAACGCCGCAAACAGUGGUAAGACGUCGUAAAACUAGCUCCUCGUUGCACGGGUCAGCGCGUGAAUUAGCUAAACGUCGUAGUGCGUCGCGUAAUAGUUUUCACAUGGAUCCAGAUUAUGAGCAUAAUCUGGAUAAACCGCGUAAUGUGUAUCGUGAAAGUUUGGAUUCGCGUAAACUCGAGUUACUAAAUGACAUUUCGCGUAAUUCGUAUAUCUUAGAUAGUGAUUUAGUGGAUAUAUUGGACUUGGCUUCGACACCUUUAACGGCCAGAAAAAGGCCCUACUAUAAACGCUGUGCCAGUCAGAUUAGUACGGAGCGCACGAAAGCGGGUCAGGAUGUUGUCGAUGCUGCAGUUAAAGUUCAGGUAAAUUUUUUGGAUAUUUGACUUUCUUUGGGACAGCAAGUAAGUUAAAAAGAGGAAGGUUAUGAAAUCUAAUCAAUAGUUAGUCUUUGGUCCAGUCUUAGUUUGGUCUG